UUGCAUUUUCUACACGCCGAUGCCGACUUGUGAAUGUGGCUGGCUGGCUGGCUGGCUGGCUGGCUGGCUGGCAGGCAGGCAGGCAGCUAGCGAAUGGAGCGACGGCGCAACCUCAACCUCGCAACUUCAACCUCGCAACCUCUUGCCUGCUGCUGCCCCUAUCGAACCUCGUACGGCCUUAUCGCGCAAAGAGACGAUGAAGAAAGCAAGGAGAUGGAUGGGAUAUGCAUUCUUCGCAUUCCGCUAUUGCAAGCCUUGCAGAGAUCCGUUUGCGAGCUGCAUUCCAUUGCACUCGUCACUCCUCGGGCGGAAUCUGAGUGGGCCAUGUCCAUGAAGAAAGGCACGCACGCCCCCGCCGCUCAACUCGUUGACGCAAUUCAAACCUUCUUGCUUGCAUUUGAUUCAAGAUUGCUAGCUGCGAUACAUAUUCACGAUUCGGCCCUUCACCUCCAAACUCGCCUGCCUGGACCACCUCACAGCCGGAGGCCGAGGAGCGCAUUCGUGUCAGUGGUGCCUGCUGACCAUCUGGAUGGAUGUAUGCCAAGUCUCCACGAUUGCCGAUGAUGUACCGGUAGCAGCAAAGUCGAACAUCUGCGAUUACAAUCAAAAUCACAUGCAUCAAGUCCCUCGUGCAUGUCACUAAAUCUUUAAACACUCAAGACUUCCUUACACUCGUGACUCGUGCGUCACUCCGGUCCUACCUUAGCCUGUGCGCUCGCGUGUCGUGCCU
Messenger RNA from Ceraceosorus guamensis, 730 nucleotides. RefSeq lists its product as hypothetical. The transcript is spliced from 2 exons. The coding region runs from base 94 to 564 and encodes 156 amino acids. The record is from RefSeq and is a predicted model, not a curated record. NCBI's taxonomy places the organism in Eukaryota, Fungi, Basidiomycota, Exobasidiomycetes, Ceraceosorales, Ceraceosoraceae.